This is a messenger RNA of Tigriopus californicus, 853 nucleotides long. RefSeq lists its product as uncharacterized. The record is from RefSeq and is a predicted model, not a curated record. The transcript has 2 exons. Bases 75 to 812 code for a protein of 245 amino acids. NCBI's taxonomy places the organism in Eukaryota, Metazoa, Arthropoda, Copepoda, Harpacticoida, Harpacticidae. Gene Ontology annotation, cellular component: extracellular region. Gene Ontology annotation, biological process: proteolysis. Gene Ontology annotation, molecular function: protein binding.
ACCCACUUUUGAAAGUCCUUAUCAUAUAAGGUCUAGAAACAAGAACUUGCCAGAUAUAAAAGUGAUUUGAUUUGAUGAUAAAGAAGACGCAUGGAAGAUUAGGCGGCAUCAUGAUCAUCUCAAGCAUCUUGUUGUGGCUUUGCUUAUUUUCGAUCCAAGGAAUCCAGAGUUCCUCUUCCUCUUCGAAUGAGGCUGGACCUAUAGUGACCGUUCCCAAGGGUGCAGGACCAGAGGAAUGCUUCCAAUAUGGCCUUGACAUUGUUGGCAACGAUUUGAACAACGGCCUUAACGACAAGGUCAACUCGGCUGCGGAAUGUGUGGUCAAAUGUCAAGGCUAUCCCGGUGCCAAGUACUUCACGUGGUCCAGUGCUCAAUUGGCCGAUCCCAACUACCGCCUCAGUUGUUGGUGCACUCCGGACAACCAAGGAACCACAAUCAGUGCCAACACCAUCUCCGGACCUUUGGACUGUGGCGGCUCAGGUGGCACUUGUUGCGAUACUUUGGCUUUCACCUCAAGUGGAUGGAUUGCCACCUCUAAACCAUCCCAUAUCUUGGGCAUUUACAACAAAGUGGGUAUGGGUACCAAUGGUCGAUCCAUUUACUUUCAACAAGGUGGAUUGGGUCACUAUUUGUACUUCUUGGACAGCCUUCAAAUUUGGUUCAUUGGUGAUUCUGUUGGGUCCAACGUUGGAUACGCCUCAAAUCCUGGAACUGCUAUGUGUCCUGAAGAUAUUGCCGCUACUUGGGAUGCUUGGUCACCCAAUGCCAAUGAGUGGCUAUUGGACCCAAUGGCCAAAAUGAAUUGUUUCUAAAAUGUAUAAUACAUGAAAAAUCAGUGCUAUAUGUGAGGCAA